This is a messenger RNA of Symbiodinium sp. CCMP2456, 825 nucleotides long. The record is from the annotation of a GenBank genome assembly. NCBI's taxonomy places the organism in Eukaryota, Dinophyceae, Suessiales, Symbiodiniaceae.
AUGGAGAAGUGUACCGAGGGCAUCUGGAUUUGGUCCGAGGUUUUCGUAUGCAAGGCCGACGGCGAGGAUGUGGCUGUCCUGCUCAUGGACACCCAGGGGGCCUGGGAUGCCAAGAUGAGCAAGGAGCAGAGUGCCACGGUUUUUGGUCUCACCACUUUGCUGGCCUCACGCCUUGUCUACAACGUCUCGAAGCAGAUCCAGCAGGACAAGAUCGAGAACCUGCUUUACUUCACGGACUUCGCACGUGCAGCCUUGAGAGCACAGAAGCUGUCGGCACAGCCGGAUGGCAAAGACCAGCCUUUCCAAACCUUGGAGUUUCUCGUCCGAGAUUGGCCGCACUUUCAGGAGAACUGCAGCCUUAGCGAUGCCAGAUCCAUGAUGAAGAGUCAUUUGGAUCAGUACUUCGAUCCUAAAAAGUCCGAGGAUACCAAGAGCGUGAAGGCCCUGGGAAGCUUGUUCCAAGACAUCGACGUAUGGUGUCUUCCGCACCCAUCCCUGAAAAUCGAACGUGACAGCUGGAACGGCGACCUCGUGGUGAUCGAGAAAGAGUUCUGGCGAUUUAUCGAUGGUUACAUGGAGAGGAUCUUCAGCCCCGAGCAGCUCCAGGCGAAGGAAAACCUGGGCAACUUCAUCACCGUCGACUCGUUUGGCACGGUGCUUCGCGAGUUCAUCGCAGCCUUCAGCGACGCAGCGCCUCAGGCAAAGACCUUCUCUGAAGCAAUGGAGGCCUCCACCAGUCUUCUGGCAAGGGAUGUGGCUAUGAAAAAGGUGAAGCAGAUCCUGGCAGAGCAAGCUGGCAGCCUGCCGCAGGCGGUAUCUGAGGAG